AUGGAACCGCCAAGAACAGAGCGCCAAGUGAGAAGCUUCUUGGGGAAGAUCCAGUAUAUCAGCAGGUUCAUUUCUAGAUUAUCCAUUACUUGUGCUCCGAUCUUCAAGUUACUUAGGAAGAACCAGCCAGUCAGAUGGAACGAAGAUUGUCAGAAGGCCUUUGACCAUAUAAAGGAGUACUUAAUGAAUCCACCGGUGUUAAGUUCUCCUAGACCAGGAGAACCUUUAAUUCUAUAUUUGUCUGUAGAAGACGCGGGAGUCAGAGCUAUGUUGGCACAGCCAGAUGCUGCUGGAGUAGAAAAGGCCAUCUAUUAUAUCAGUAGGAAAUUACUGCCUAUUGAGGAAAAGUAUAACUUGAUAGAAAAGACAUGUAUGGCAGUGGUGUGGUCGAUCAAGAAGUUGAGGCCUUAUUUCGAUUCUUUCAGGGUCACCUUUGUUUCCAAAAUUGAUCCUAUGAAGUAUCUUCAGAAAACACCUACUCUAGAAGGACGGCUGCCCAAAUGGUUAAUUCAGAUGGCCAGCGUAGAUGCAGAAUUUGUUAUAAAGAAGACGGUCAAAGGUCGGAUUGUUACGAAAUUCCUGGCUGAGAAUCCCGUCACAGAUGAUGAAUCAUGGGAAUUAGAAUUUCCAAAUGAACAUUUGUUAUGUGUUGAAAAGGGGGUCUGGAAACUAUACUUUGAUGGAUCAGCCAAUAGGAAUGGAGCUGGAGCUUUUGAUGGAUCAGCCCAAACUAGGAAUCGGAGCUGGAGCAUGGAGACUGCAUUUAUGGGAAUCGAGUCUCUUCUUGCAACGGGCGCUAAGGAGGUUGAGGUGAUAGGAGACUCAUUGUUGGUUAUUGAACAUGCCAAUGAAAGAUGGAAAGUUGAGGAGGAUAGACUGAAGCCCUAUGUUGAAUACUUGUUGAAGAAAGCUGCACUCUUUGACAAGAUCACCUUUACUCACAUAGGAAGAACUCAUAACAGAAUCCCAUAUGCAUUGGCAAACCUAGCGUCAGCAUGGCAAGAUCUGAGUAAGGUCCCAAAGAAGCCAUUUAUCAUUACCGCAGCUAAUAUCCCAUACUAUGAAGAACAUUUUGUGAAUCAGGUUGAGUCAGAGGAAGAACCUUGGUUUAUGGAUAUUUUGCGGUAUAUGAAAGAUGGAACCUUUUCUGAUGAUGCAACAAAAGAAGACCGAUCAGUUCUACGAAAAAUGGCUGUGAAUUAUGUCCUAGCUGAUGGUGAACUGUAUAGGAGGGCUUGGGAUGGAAUGCUUCUAAGAUGUGUAGGCAAGAAGGAAGGAGAAGAGCUAAUGAAGAAGAUCCACGAGGGAGUCUGUGGUACUCAUUUGAGUGGCAUGAGUUUGGCUAGAAAGAUCAUGAGGCAAGGCUACUUUUGGGUGCAGAUGGAGGGAGACUGUGUCAACUAUGUUCAUCAUUGUAAAGCCUGCCAAUAUAAGGUUGAGCAUCACCAUUCUUCUCCUUAUCGGCCUCAAGCUAAUGGGGCAGUGGAAGCCGCCAAUAAGGAGAUUAAGAAGCGCAAUUAA
This is a messenger RNA of Jatropha curcas, 1521 nucleotides long. Lineage: Eukaryota; Viridiplantae; Streptophyta; Magnoliopsida; Malpighiales; Euphorbiaceae. The record is from RefSeq and is a predicted model, not a curated record.